Clupea harengus (Atlantic herring) is the source of this 1226-nucleotide messenger RNA. It is a transcript of the gene ppp1r27b, whose product is annotated as protein phosphatase 1, regulatory subunit 27b. Lineage: Eukaryota; Metazoa; Chordata; Actinopteri; Clupeiformes; Clupeidae. Gene Ontology annotation, molecular function: phosphatase binding. The record is from RefSeq and is a predicted model, not a curated record.
AUGAAGUACUUCCAGUAUCCCAUCUCCAAGACUAUCGGUUACAGCAACUGCGUUGCUAAGGACUGUGGGGCAAUGCCAUGUGCCGCCGCCGCCGCCGCCACCACAUCCCUCAAGCCCAUCCGGAAUGUCCACUUCCCAAACGACAUAGUCUUCCAGGACUACGUGCGCACAGGGGAACUGGAGCGCAUCGGCCGCUUCAUCCGGACCAGGAGAGUGAGCCUGGAGACCAUAUACCACUCAGGCAUGGCAGCCAUUCACGAGGCCGUGCUGUCUGGCAACUUGGCCUGCGUCAAGCUCCUGGUGGAGCACGGUGCAGACAUCCAGCAGCAGGACGAAGAAGGCUGGAGCCCUCUGCACAUGGCCUGCAGUGAUGGAUUCCCAGACAUCGCAAGGUACCUGCUCCUUUUGGGCGCCCACGUGAACGUCGAGAACCAAGACGGAGACAAGCCCGCCGACCUCAUCGACCCCGACUGCAAGGAGCUAGCGGAGCUGUUCGGGGUGGGCGGGGACUGAGCUCCCACAGAGACAUGAAGCUCAACUGCAUCUGCUCGCGCCUAUUCUUCGUUGCCAUGGUGACGUAAUGCAAUAUGCAAGUUCUGUGGGUCCGUUUUUUUCCGCCACAAGAGAAGGUCUUCAGGCACACCUAUAGUAGGGUGUUGUUGAGGAGGCGGCCGCGAAUUGAUGGGUGGCUUACUGUAGGGACUGUGGCCGUUUAAUGCUGCAAGGGGCUCUACCCAUGGUCGCUGUGUACACUUUUCUUUGGCUCAGUGGUUAGAAAGUGUUGAAGCUCUUGUUGUCAGCCUUACUAGUAAAAACUAUGGCAUAAUGCUUCCUUUUAACACCUUUUUUUUUUACAGUACAUGUGAUUUUUAGAAAGGUGCUCCUAUUGUUGUGGUUGCAACACAGCUUCCUUUUAAAUGUUCACAUGCAAUUUGUUGUGUGAAUGUUUACACAUUUUGUGUUUAGUUUGAUAGUUUUUCAGCUGCAAUAUCUUACAGUUACACUUUUGAUGUACAUGAUUUGCAAUGUAAUACAUUUGUAUUGUUUACUGUCUUAACGACAUUUUUUUUAUACUUUUUUCAAUAAAGUUUCCUUUAAUGACAUACACAAUCAACUUUGCAUCUUUAUUUCUGCAAGUCAAAAUCAUUGUUAAAUUGAUGUAUUAUUUCACUCCAUUAAAAUAGCACUUCUGGUAGUGUUUCCAUAUAGCUCUUAAAAUGUUGUUU